UGUGAGGGCAGAAGGAAGGAGAACAACGUCCUGAAGAAAGGAGACUCGCGUGAAUGAGCGCUCGUGCUGCACCGGGAGGAGAAGCAGCGAGUCAAAACAAAAGACAGAGAGGACAGCUUCUUCACCUCUGCGCCUGCAAAAUAUCUCCACCUCCUCUUACUGUGUGCUCUCAGACGGUACCAUGGCUGAGGGAAGCUGCUUCGGUGCAUUGUAGCUGUUUGGGAUGACCAGAGCCGGACCUUGCUUCAAAGAAGGAAGAAUCGUGAGAGGAGGAAAAACAUCUGCUCAGUGAGGAUAAAAUCUGAACAGGGAAUGUUCUGGAUCUUUUUCUUUGUAAGGAAAGGAAUUUAAACAAGUAUCAGUGCUCUGUCACUUUAAAGGGCUUCAAGAAUUUCUUUUUUUUUUAUCAUUGGUUGUAACCACCUUAAAAAGAGUUAACGCCAUGUGCCAUGUUAUUGUAACAUGCCGCUCCAUGCUCUGGACGCUGCUCAGUAUUAUAGUGGCCUUUGCUGAGCUCAUUGCCUUCAUGAGCUCGGAUUGGCUGUUGGGUUUCCCUCGGUCCAGCGCGAGUGGGGCGGGAGUGGACUCGGGGGAGUACAGACCAUCUCUCGGCCUGUACAGCCGCUGCCUGCGCGUCGGGGCACGGGGAGUCGGGGUCAGCUGUGGGUCCUAUGCGAGGACAUUUGGAGAAGUAGCCAGUGGCUUCUGGCAGGCCGCCAUGUUGUUUCUGGCAGCAGGGAUGUUGGUGCUCGGAGUAGUGGCCUGCAUCUCCAUCUUCAGCCUGUGCUUCCAGAGCAUCCUGAGGAAGAGCAUUUUCAACAUCUGCGGACUGCUUCAGGCCAUCGCAGGCCUGCUGCUGAUGGUGGGCCUCAUGCUGUACCCUGCCGGUUGGGGUUCAGAGAAGGUGAUCGGUUACUGCGGCCCAGAGGCCUCGCCCUUUAGGCCGGCUCUGUGCUCGCUCGGCUGGGCGUUCUAUGCAGCGAUAGGAGGGACGCUGGGGUCCUUCCUGUGUGCUGUUUUGUCUGCGCAGGCUGAGAUUGCCACCUCCAGCGAUAAGGUUCAGGAGGAGAUCGAGGAGGGGAAGAGUCUGAUCUGCCUGCUGUGAGCCUUCUGAAAACCUGAGAAACUCUGGGAAGUCCUCAUUUUUGUAAUUUCUCUUAAAUGGACACUUGUAGCUCAGUGGAGGGAAGAUAAACGUUAGUCUGAGUGAUAUUGUUAAGAAGAAAGACUCCUUUGUAGCUGUGUUUUUAAAUAGUUGGGCAUAGGGUUCAUGCCUACCUACAUCUUCAGGUUAAUCUGCCAAAAAGGCUCUGGUACAGCAGCAGGCAAAGGAACAUUACCUGUAGAUGUAUUCAAUGAUACGACCAAGAUACUGUUUAUUUUUGUAAAAAUUCUCUUCUUAAGCUUUUUAAACCCG
This is a messenger RNA of Plectropomus leopardus (leopard coralgrouper), 1417 nucleotides long. RefSeq names its product LHFPL tetraspan subfamily member 2a protein-like. Gene Ontology annotation, cellular component: membrane. The record is from RefSeq and is a predicted model, not a curated record. NCBI's taxonomy places the organism in Eukaryota, Metazoa, Chordata, Actinopteri, Perciformes, Serranidae.